Messenger RNA from Triplophysa dalaica, 10391 nucleotides. Its product is annotated as protocadherin-16-like. The record is from RefSeq and is a predicted model, not a curated record. Gene Ontology annotation, biological process: homophilic cell-cell adhesion. Lineage: Eukaryota; Metazoa; Chordata; Actinopteri; Cypriniformes; Nemacheilidae. The transcript has 21 exons. Gene Ontology annotation, molecular function: cadherin binding; calcium ion binding. Gene Ontology annotation, cellular component: catenin complex; plasma membrane. The coding region runs from base 352 to 10233 and encodes 3293 amino acids.
UACAGAGAUGCGCGUUACUAGUAAGGCACAGAGAAGAUCUUAAGAUACUGAUUCCGUUGAGUAUGGUAUAGUGAAUAACGGGCUCGCUCACACCUGACGUGCGCAAUAGUAGCCGAAGGGAACAGGCUACCGGUGAACGCAAGGGUCUAGCAACCAAGGGGGAUGAGAUUUUAAGAUCGUUUCCUAUGGAUUUAAUGCUUAUUCUGUUAUCUUAAACAAGCGUUUUUGGACCUCUUACGGUUGGGAUCAGAUUGGAUACAUCUGCAUACAAAUUGGAUUUGAGUGAACAACGGAUGCUCACAGACAGCGGCGGAGCGCGUUCAGAUGAAUGUGUGAAGAAAUCUCGACACUAUGGCGCUGUUUAAUGGCUUCGGGACAAACAGAUGUGGACAGUUUCGAAUGUGGGAAUUCUGCAAGCUAAGGAUGCUUCUGGUGAUUUGCGUAGUGUUGGAACUGGUACUGGUCAAAGGAGAUGAGACAGCUGGCAUUUUGGAGCUCCAGUUGGAUGAGGAGCAGCCUGCUGGGACAAUAGUGGGCGACAUUAGUGCUGGUCUACCACCCGGAGUUGUUGCUUCUCUCUACUUUAUAUCUGAUCACGAGGGCACUGGCAUUGGUGAUCUUCACAUCGAUGAAACCACAGGAAUCAUCAAGACUGCCAGGCGGCUUGAUCGAGAGAACAGGGACCAUUACAGCUUCAUAGCCGUCACUAUGACGGGUCUCACGGUCAAGGUCUCCAUCACUGUAAACGAUAUCAAUGACCAUGCCCCCACAUUCUCCAAGAAGAAAGGCACUCUGAAGAUCCCAGAGCAAACAGCAGUGGGGACAAAGUUCUCGCUUGACCCAGCAGCCGAUGCGGAUAAGGAUCAGCUUACCGUACAAGGGUAUCAGAUCAAAGAUGGGAAUGUGGGACAAGUGUUCCGGCUUGAGACCAAAAGGGCGGCCAACAAAGUCCUUUACCUUGAUUUGGUGGUCAGUGGCGUCUUGGAUAGAGAGAAGAGGUCCUCCUACUCUUUGGUGUUGGAAGCUUUCGAUGGUGGUUCUCCAAGGAAGACCGGUCAGAUGACGCUCGACGUGCUAGUUCAGGAUAUCAAUGACCACGCUCCUGUUUUUAACCAAAGUCGGUACCAUGCUAUUAUCUCAGAGAGCCUACCUCAGGGCAGCAACAUCUUGCAGGUUUUCGCAACGGAUGCCGAUGAAGGAGAUAAUGGUCUCGUGCUGUACGAGAUAAACCGACGCCAGAGCGACCCGGAUCGCUACUUUGUCAUUGACCCUCGCUCUGGGGUCAUCACGCUUAAUAAGCCGCUGGACUAUGAGGUGAGGAAAGUUCAUGAACUGGUAGUGCAAGCGAGAGAUAACGCAAGCCAUCCAGAGAUUACCAAUGCCUUCGUCACGAUCCAUGUACGAGACUUCAACGAUAAUCAACCAACCAUGACCAUCAUCUUUCUAAGCGAGGACGGUUCACCUCAAAUCUCCGAAGGCGCUCAGCCGGGUCAGUACGUUGCUCGAAUCUCUGUCACCGACCCCGAUUACGGAGAGUACUCGAACGUUAACGUGUCUCUUGAAGGGGGGGAUGGGAAAUUUGCCUUGACAACUAAAGACAGUAUCAUCUACCUCAUUUACGUGGACCAGUUUCUGGACCGUGAAGAAAGGGAUUCUUACGAGCUUCAUGUCAUGGCAACUGAUUCUGGAACCCCGCCACUUCGAGCCGAGUCUUCGUUUACUAUUCAUAUCACUGACGAAAAUGACAACCCGCCCCUCUUUGAUCAACAGGCUUACAAGCAGACCAUACCAGAAGUUGUCUAUCCGGGAAGCUUUGUGUUGCAAGUGACGGCGAGAGACAAAGAUCAAGGUCCCAACGGCGAUGUGCGUUAUAGCAUCCUGCCUGACAAAAAGACACAUGCCAGUUGGUUCUCCAUUGACCCCGUGACAGGUAUCAUAACCACGGCGACCCAGCUGGAUUAUGAGACGGACCCAAAACCGAGGAUCAAGGUGGUGGCCACAGAUGGAGGAAGUCUGCCACUGUCCUCCACUGCUCUGGUAGAAAUUGAUCUGCAGGAUAGUAACGAUAACGCACCUUUUUUUGAAAGCAGCUUCUACAACGUUUCUAUCAAGGAGAACACCGCAGCAGGGACCUGCUUUCUUGAGGUUAAAGCAGAUGAUGGAGAUGGUGGGUCAUUUGGGGCUAUUACAUACUCUAUUGGAUCGGGACCUGGUAGUGCUGCGCCCAGCCAGUUCACCAUUAAUAAGGAGACGGGACAGAUCUGUACCAGUGUGGCUCUUGACCGAGAUGAAGGAUCGGACAGUUUCGACUUCAUCAUCAUUGCAUCUGAUGGGGGAGGUCUUACCUCAUCUGCCGGUGUGAAGGUGUCAUUGGUGGACAUUAAUGAUAACAGACCUACAUUCUACCCUGUGAACUACGCCGUCAGCCUGAGCACACAGAGCACGCCUGGGACCUCCGUUGUCAGGGUAACGGCCCACGACCCAGAUGCCGGUGCGAAUGGCAAAGUGACAUUUCACACUGUCCCCGGGAGUGGAUCCAAUUUCUUUACUCUCAACAAAGACACGGGUGUGAUUUCUCUAUCACGCUCCCUCCACGGAAAGGCCAACUCUGUCAUCACCAUGGUAAUCACAGCACGGGACGGAGGUGGCCUGACUGCGCCUGUCAAUGCCAGGGUGAACAUCAGUGUCGUGGCCGGCUCAGUGGCGCCCCCGGUGUUCGAACAAGCUCACUACUUCUUCACCGUGUCCGAGGACGUGCUCCGGGGUACCGAGGUCGGCAUAGUGCGGGCCAGCACCAGGAAUAGUGUAUCUAAGGAUGUCACCUACUCCAUCUCUGCUGGAGAUCCAGAUGGUUAUUUCACUGUUGAUUCGGAGACUGGAGCACUCAGAACAAGCCUCCCUUUGGACCACGAGACCCGACCUUCCUUCGACUUGGAGAUUCAAGCGCGCAGUGGCUCCCCUCCUGCUUUCGGGGAGUCUCGUGUCCGGAUAACCAUUGCCGAUGUGAAUGAUAAUGCCCCUGUAUUUUCCCCGUCAUCCUCAGAGUCGCUGCUGCUUCCAGAGGCCACCAAGAUGGGCACCGUUGUGUACCGCGUGCAAGCGGAAGACAGUGACUCGGGCCCUAACGGGCAGCUUAGCUUCGACCUGAUGUCUGCUGGAGGUCAGCGCACGUUCGGGGUGGAUCGCAGCAGCGGUGAGAUCCGUCUCAUCGGGACUUUGUCGUAUGACAGCGUACCCCGCUAUGACCUCCAAGUGAUCGCAAAAGACAGCGGGGCACCCCAACUUAGCGCUACCUUCACUCUCGUAGUCCACAUCCAGGCGGAGAACGCCCAGGGUCCUGUGUUUGACACCAUGACCUAUCGUGUGGAGCUCAAAGAGAACUCUCCGCUCAACACUCGUUUCCUGCAGGUCCGCGCUCUCAAUAGAGAUCCCACCGGAAAUGGAGGCUCCUCCAAAGAUUCCACACAAUCUGCCCAGCUGUCAUACCGGCUCCGGCCAGACGGGGAUGCGGCCGGGUUUGGAAUCGCUCCUGACAGCGGUUGGCUGUUUGUUAAGAGUGCUUUGGACCGAGAAGCCAAAGAUAUCUACCUGCUAACCGUGCUUGCAACUUCAGGAAGUGGCCAGAUGAGUAAAACAGGAAGCGCCACGGUAAGAGUUUCAGUGACGGAUGAGAACGAUAAUUCACCACGUUUCUCUCAGGAGAGGGUGUUUUUGGCGGUUAGAGAGAACUUGCCAGCUGGAACGGGUUUCGGGAGAGUUUCGGCUACUGACCAUGAUGCUGGCCUCAACAGCCGGCUUACGUACAGGCUGCUCCAUUCGGACCGUCACUUCCAGAUCAAUUCCCAGACGGGUGAGAUCAGCACCGGAGCACCUUUGGACCGUGAGCACCAGUCCAGUUAUCAACUAAUCGUUGUGGUUCAGGACGGUGGGACACCCCCACGCAGUGCUACAGGAACAGCCCAUAUCACGGUGCUGGAUGAAAACGACAACGCUCCGGCGUUCAGUCACACACAGCCUGGCAGAGAGAUCCUCAUUCAGGUUCAAGAAGGCCUUCCUGCAGGAUCUGUAAUAGGAACGUUGCACGCCAAGGACCCAGAUGAAGGAGAGAACGGCACUAUUUUCUACUCAUUGUUAGGCUCCAGAGCGGAACGUUUCUCCUUGAACUUGAACACUGGCGAGCUGAGCACCUCUUCCCCCCUGAUUCGAGCAGAAAAAGCGGAAUACAGCUUCACCGUGACUGCCUCAGACCACGGAGCACCAUCUCAGACUUCCUCCACCGCCUUACUUAUACAAGUUAUUAGCUCUACAAGGACCCCUCCAAAACCUAACUCUCUCUCCAUGACCCUCAACUCAUUGGAAGGAGCUAAGCCAGGCUCUGUUAUUGGUUCAGUUCGGUCACAUGACCAACGUGAAGUAACAGUCAAUGGUCAGGUGACCUACCUGGUAGUGGGAGGCUCGGAGCACGAUGGCACUUUUAUGGUAGACCGUCUCACAGGAGAUGUAUACUUGGCUAGAGAGCUGGACUAUGAAAAGGGGGCUCGAUAUACCUUACAAAUCGAGGUGGAUGACUUCUCAAAGGCCUUUCCGAGCAGUCACAUAGUUAAUUUGGAAAUCAACGUGCAGGACAGUAAUGACCACGCUCCACAGUUUCCAGAAGACCCGGUCACUAUCGUCAUUCCUGAGAACGUUCAAGCAGGUUCCUCUAUUUACACGUUCCAGGCUUCUGAUAAAGAUGGCAGUGGUCCUAACAGUGAGAUACGCUAUUCCAUCCUACAGCGUUGGCCGGAUAACCCCGAUCUCUUCAGUCUUGACCCGAUCACAGGAGUCUUGAAACUUGGCCGAGAGUUGGAUCAUGAAGAGACCUCCAGCCUUUUCCUGGUUGUCCAUGCAACAGAUUCAGCCGUGGACCUGACUCAAAGGCUCUGGGGAUCCGUGACGGCACGGGUGUUUGUUACCGAUGAGAACGACAACACUCCCAUCUUCAGCUCCCCCACAGCUGUGAGCGUGAUGGAGGACCAGCCUGUAGGCUUUGUGCUUCUAUACGUCAUGGCCCGGGAUGCUGACCAAGGCGAAAAUGGACGGGUGUCCUACAGGAUCCAGUCAGGCAACACAGCAGGACGAUUCAGCCUCAGCCCCAACAGCGGCUCUCUUUCCAUCCUGAAACCUCUGGAUCGUGAGGAGCAGGAGAGCUACAAUCUCACUAUUGUUGCUGAGGAUCAUGGGAUACCCCAACAUUCCACCACUCAGGUGCUGUGUGUCCAGGUGAUUGAUGUGAACGAUGAGGCUCCGUGGUUUGAAAGCAGUGAGUUUGAAGCUGAAAUCAGAGAAAACCAACCAGCAGGAACGUCUAUCCUCAAGGUCUCGGCCUCGGACCGUGAUCAUGGCACUAAUGGUUUGGUGAUUUAUGGUGGUGUAACCGAGGAUGGAUUCACAAUCAAUCCAGAGACGGGUGUAAUAUCCGCCACUCAGGUUCUAGACAGAGAACUUCAGGACCAAUACACAAUAACCGUGUAUGCAAAAGAUGCUGGGAUACCUCCUAACUUUGCCAAGGCUAAAGUUCACAUCACGGUGCAGGAUGAGAAUGAUAAUGCGCCAGCUUUCGGAAGGGAGCACUUAAGUCUGGAGGUGCCUGAAAACCUGGAGCUCGUGGAGCUGUUCACCCUUAAAGCCACCGACCAGGAUACUGGAGAGAGUGGAAGACUGAAAUAUAAGAUCACAGCUGGAGACCCAGAUGGUGACUUCCAACUUAACACUGCCUCUGGAGCUCUGUCUACCUCCAGACCUCUGGACCGGGAGAGGAAGAGCAGUUACAUCUUGGAGGUGGUGGCCCAGGAUCACGGUAGCUCCACUCUGAGCAGCACAGUCACUGUGGAGAUCUCUGUCCUUGACGUCAACGACAACAGCCCCAAGUUCAGUAGCAGUAGCUACACCAUCGACGUCUCGGAGGAUGCUGCUGUAGGUUCAGUGGUGCUAGAUGUGACGGCCACAGAUGUGGAUGAGGGUGAGAAUGGUCAGAUCUUGUAUUUCCUAAGCCAAGAAGCCAAAGGUGCAUUCACAGUAGACCCAGACAGUGGAAGAAUCACUACCACCGCACCUCUGGACAGGGAGAAAAGAGCUUCCUACACCUUUCAUGUUUAUGCGGUUGACCUUUCACCCGCUGCCCCUCGCAACGCCACAGCUCAAGUGACGGCUACCAUCCUGGACAUCAACGAUAAUGCCCCUUUCUUCAUCCAGGACCCACUGAUCAUUAAUGUUUCCAGUGGAAGUGUGUCCACACAUCAGGUGGUGGCCACCAUGAGAGCAGAAGAUAAGGAUUUUGGAGCCAACGGGUCGGUGUUCUACCGGUUCGCUAUGCCGGUCCAAGGAUUUGCCAUUAACUCAUUAACAGGAGAGAUCCAGACCACAGAAAAGCUGCAGAGCCUGACGCAAACCCAGCGUACCCUCAUCGUGGAGGCUAUGGACCAGGGCAGCCCUCCUCAGUCUUCUCUAGGGGUGGUUGUUAUUUAUGUGAAGGAACAAGACUACAGGGGCAUUAGGUUCUCUCGAACUGCCAGAGAUGUUACUAUCCAGGAGAAUGCAGCUAAAGGCACAGCUGUUGCUCAGGCUCAAGCCCAGCAUCCUGACGGCAACCGGAACGGCAUCACUUACACCAUCUUCAGUGGGAACAAAUACAAGUCCUUCAGUAUCAGCUCCAGUACAGGUGAAAUCUGGGUAGACAGCUCCAACGGACUGGAUUUUGAGGACACCCCGAGACUCCGCCUUGUGGUGAAAGCAGAAACUACAUCCUCAAGCUCCUUCACAGCAGUCAAUCUCAUCCUUCAGGACGUCAAUGACAACCUUCCACGAUUCCAGCUGCAGAACUAUGUGGCUUUUUUGCAUGAAGCGCAAGGCUAUGAUUUUCCCAUCAUUCAGGUUGUGGCGGAGGACGUUGACCAGGGUCAGAACGGUCAGGUGACGUACAGUAUUGAGUCUUCCAGUCAAAGUGGUCUGUUUAAGAUUGAUCCUGUGACCGGCAGCAUCACCACAGCAGCCAUCAUGGACCGGGAGAUCUGGACACAAGCGAAGCUGGUGAUAAAAGCCACAGAUCGUGGAAGCCCCAAGUUAGUUGGCACUGCCACCAUCACAGUCAUUAUUGUGGACCUCAACGACAACAGUCCCACAAUCCCAAUACCACGAGAAGUUAGAAUUCCAGAAAACUCUCUUAUUGGCACUGAAAUCACACUGGUGACUGGAAAUGAUGUGGAUUCUGGCCCGGUCCUGUCCUAUUCUUUGCAGCUGGAUGCGUCAUCGCAGGGAAAAUUCGAUAUCCACCGUUACAACGGUCGUGUGUCUCUGAUAGCGCCGUUGGACUUUGAGGAGAGGACGUGGUAUACGCUGACUAUUCGAGCUUCGGAUUCAAAGCACCAGAGUGAAGCCAAUCUAACUGUGCUGGUGGGGGAUAUAAAUGAUAAUGCACCUACUUUUACACAAGAUCUGUACCAGGUCACACUUCCAGAGCAUUCCCCAGCAGGCAGUCCUGUGAUCACAGUAACCGCCACUGAUCGAGAUUCAGGAGAAAAUGGAAAAGUCACUUACCGAGUGGUGUCAUCAACGAGGGAGGCGUUUUACAUUGAUCCUAAAAACGGUACACUCUUCAUCAGACAGAGAGCAGAGUUUGACCCUGAGCAGCCUUCUGCGAGUGUAGUUAUUGAAGCUUGUGAUGCAGGGACUCCACCUCUUUCGUCUUCUGCCACAGUCCAAGUUCAACUCAUAGAUGUCAACGAUAAUGCCCCCAUAUUCCACCAGCUGGAGUACAGAGCCACAGUACCCGAAGACCAACUUCCUGGAGCCACCAUCCUUACCUUAGAAGCAGUAGAUGGAGACCUAUCUCAGGAAAACUCUGGCUUUGAUUUUGCAAUCGCUAGCGGGAAUGUCGGAAAUGCUUUCCAGAUUGAAAGCAGCGUCCGUUUCAUAGAAGGUCACGGUUUCCAGACAGUAGGAACCUUGAUACUGGCGGAGCGACUGGAUUUUGAGGCAUUGUCACACUAUAACCUCACCAUCGCCGUCUCGGACCGUGGCAGUCCCCAGCGCAGUUCGAGUGUACCUGCCAUCAUCACGAUCACUGAUGUGAAUGACAACCCGCCUGUCUUCGGCCGAGCUGAGUACGUAGUUGCUUUGAAUGAAGGGGCGGCAGCUGGUACUGAAGUCCUACGUGUGACUGCAACUGAUCCGGAUUCAGCUCCAUACGCAGAGGUCCAGUACAGUAUUAGCUCUGGAGAUGAGAUGAAACUGUUCUCUGUGGAUCAGUGGACUGGAGCAUUGAAGCUUCAAAGACCUCUGGACAGGGAAAGUCGGACCUCUCAUGUGGUUAUAGUACAAGCCUCUGAUCGCCAUGGUCAUUUUGCUCUUGCACCUGUUAGCGUUGAGGUGAAGGAUAUCAAUGACAACAGACCUUAUUUUCCCAUUGCUACUUUAACUGCCAGUAUCCGUGAGAACCAGCCACCCAACUCCGCCGUGACUGUGUUACAUGCCAUCGAUUAUGACACCGGUGUUUAUGGACAGCUUAAAUAUUACAUUAUAGGCCACACUGGGCUUGGAAGAGAUCUUUUCUUGGUUGACCAGAACUCAGGAGAAGUUCGCACCAAGCAGACGUUUGAUUUCGAGAAGGAUAACUCAUUUAACUUCAUCGCUUCAGCUGUGGAUGCAGGGAACAAUUCAGCUACCGUCACAGUGCAGGUUUAUGUUACGGGAGAGGACGAAUAUGACCCGAUUUUCACAUCCUUAGACUUUUCCUUUGAGGUACCAGAGGGAGCCAAUAAAGGUCAGAGCAUUGGAGAGGUACAAGCCAAAGAUGAAGACGGUGGAGUGGAUGGGAUUGUACUGUACUCCUUCCCCAAUAUCUCACCUUAUUUCGACGUGAACAAGACCACUGGCGUGAUCUACCUUAAGAAGGAUGGCUCUGGCAGCUCAAGUGGUGGUAGUCGCUCAAACCGAGAAACACGCUUAAUGACUAUGGAUGUAAAUGCCCACAGCCCCCUCGAUAGCUCAAGAGUCGCCACCGCUCGCCUCACUAUCGACAUCACCAACACAUCCUUCGGUCUGGCAACCGACUUUAACAUUCUGCUUAUAAGCAUAAUCGCUGCCUCACUUGGAGUAAUUGUCCUGUUAGUCAUAAUUGCAGUGACUCUUUAUCUAAUCAGAUCAAGGCGCAAGAAGAAAGGACAGGAUACUGGAAAUAACACUGUAUCUUCGGGCACAGCUUUGCAGAAGUUGGAUGAGGUUAAACCUACAGGGGGAGACAGGAUCUAUCAUCAAGCCCUUCCUGGAUAUGCAGGAGAGGAUGAAAGAACGGGUGGCUCCUACACACGAGGAGGUUCUCUCGAUCCCUCUCACUCCAGCGGUCGGGGAUCAGCCGAAGCAGCAGAGGACGAUGAAAUCCGCAUGAUCAAUGAAUACCCGAGAGUGGCGAGUAUCACGUCCUCCAUGCAAGAGCACAUCUCCGCUCGUGGCCCUGACUCAGGGAUCCAACAGGAUGCAGAUCAACUCUCAGACAUUUCUUGUGAACCUGGACCACUUGAUGCAAGCCAGUGGUUCAAAAGUAAGAAACUGGGAAGUAUCAGUGGGACUCUGCUCUCGGGUCAGCUUCCGGUCUACAGAGAUGAAGGUGGAGGCUACCUCGGAGUAGGAAGAGGGUUAAACAUUUCCCACCCCAAAGAUUACGGUUUCCCCGUGGAUGGCAAACCAUCAGUUGAUGGCUCCCUUACGGCCAUAGUGGCGAGCGAUGAGGAACUGCGAGGCAGCUACAACUGGGACUACCUUCUCAACUGGUGCCCUCAAUUCCAACCUUUAGCAAGUGUUUUUACAGAGAUUGCCAGGCUGAAAGAUGAGAAUCUACCCCCCAACAACCCACGUCGCCCCUUCCAACCCAAAUUAAAAACAGACCCCAAACCAAGAAUUGACCCACCACCCCUCAUUACCUCAGUGGCUCAUCCGGGAGCCAAAUCUGUCCCGCCUAAACCAGCCAAAUCACGGACGUUCCAUAGCUUUGCAUCUCUGAAGCGUUCACCUAUUAGCCACGAGGGCUCCAUUUCAUCGGCGGCCAUGUCUCCUAGUUUCUCCCCUUCACUGUCUCCACUUGCUUCACGGUCUCCAGCAGUUUCCCCCUUUGGUGUCACUCAAGGUCCCUCAGCAUCCAUUAUCAGCACCACCGAGCACUCCCUGGAGAACACAAAUGAAGCAGAAAUGAGGAUUUAAUGCUACAUUAAACUCCAUUUUUUGGAGGUCGUUUUUGUCUUUUGAUAAGACUUAAGUUGCUCUUAGUGUUGUUACAAACUUAAACGGCAGCAUGAAACCAGCUGUCAUGGUGACGCAGGUGUUGAAAUGGUAAAAGUGUUACGCAGAUGAAGAAUACC